Zophobas morio is the source of this 1290-nucleotide messenger RNA. Its product is annotated as monocarboxylate transporter 6-like. Gene Ontology annotation, biological process: transmembrane transport. Gene Ontology annotation, cellular component: membrane. Gene Ontology annotation, molecular function: monocarboxylic acid transmembrane transporter activity. The transcript is spliced from 6 exons. The record is from RefSeq and is a predicted model, not a curated record. Lineage: Eukaryota; Metazoa; Arthropoda; Insecta; Coleoptera; Tenebrionidae.
AUGUCUUUGGAUCUCUCGAAAUAUCUAGAACCUCAAGAUCAGUUCAUCAUUCUUUCGCUGCUCCAGUGCUUCGGCCUCAUCUUCAAGGAUAAGUUCUCCGACUUGAGAUUCACCGCCACGCAAGGGGCGCUCGUGGUCAACGUCAACGCGGCCUUCGGGAAGUUAAUCGGGCCCAUAACCGGGGUACUGCUGAAGGUCUAUGGGUGCAGGAGAAUCGCGCUGGUGGCGGCGUCGCUGCUCACUCUAGGCAUGGUGCUGACGUCGUUCUGCAGGAGUUUCGCUUUUUUCGUGGUCGCCUAGGGGCUCAUUUCGUCGAUGGGUAUGCAAAUGAGCGAGAGCACGCAGAGGCUGGCCUUGAAUUUUUACUUCAAGAAGAAGAGGAGUGUGGCGAUGGGGUUCGCGGUGACGGCGGCGGGGUUCGGGCCCAUUUUGGUCCCGCAGUUGAUUAGGGUGUUGAUGAGGGUGUACAGCACCCAAGAAGUGGCGUUGAUUUAUGGGGGUAUUUGCACCCAUGUGUUCGUGGCGGCUUCGUUGCUCCAGCCGGUGCAGUGGCACAUGAAGGAGGAGCGAAACAACCCGGAGGAGGGGCUACUUUUGGACGAGAAGAGUCAAGAGUGUGAAAAGAAACGGGAAACUCUAUGUGGGACGAUUUUGACCAACAUUGCCAAAAUUUUUGACUUGGAUUUACUCAAGGACCCGGUUUUUGACAACAUUUUAGUCGGAUUGGCACUGGCGACGUUCGCCGAGAUAAACUUUACCCUUUUAAUGCCUUUCAUUCUUCACGACUUUGGGCUGAAGACCGGCGAAAUCGCCACUUUUUUGUCGACUUUGGGCGUCUCGGAUAUGCUUUUUCGUUUCGUGGGGCCCUACAUAGGCAACUAUUUUACUAAACCGUCGAGACUGAUGUACGUCUACGCGCUCGCUAUUCUUACAGUAGUUAGAUUCACUCUUCUUAUCUCCAAAAAUUACUACGUUCUUUUAGUGAUUGCGUUCACCUGGGGAAUCGCUAAAGGCGUUCGGAAAGUUUACAUGUGGUUGGUUAUUCCGGACCAUGUGUCAGCUGAUAAACUGGCGUCUGCUGGAGGUAUAGAAACUUUGGCUAAUGGUAUUUGUAUUUUGGUUGGGGGACCCAUCAUGGGCGCUCUUCGUGACGCAACCGGGAGCUAUGUUAUUUGUAUUGUUGUUAUGAAUUGCGUCACCCUUGUCACUAUUUUGAUGUGGUGUACAGAGGCUGUUAUUGUGAAAUAUUCAAAAAUAAAGAUUCAGAAACGGAAAACUUCAAAAACUUAA